Molecule: messenger RNA, 645 nt
Organism: Schistosoma rodhaini
Lineage: Eukaryota; Metazoa; Platyhelminthes; Trematoda; Strigeidida; Schistosomatidae
Source: the annotation of a GenBank genome assembly
AUGAGCGACUAUGUCCUGGAUGGGGAUCACGAUGUUCAUGAGGAUGAGUUUGGAGAUGAAAACGGAAAGGAGGACGUUAGCGUGACAGAUGAAAUGCAUUUCGAUGCUGAGUUAGAGGCUAUCAAGGAACGCUUCAAAGAAAUCGAAGCAGAUGCAAAUAAAUUGCAUGACUUGCGCCGCGUUAUCGACAAGUCUCCAAUAUCAAAAUCAAACAACUCAAAUUUGUCAGAUGAAGAUAAAACUGAAGUUGACUUGCGUUCUGUGUAUGUCGGAAAUGUUGAUUAUGGUUCUACGGCCGAUGAACUAGAAGCUCAUUUUCGUGGUUGCGGGCCAAUAAACCGUGUUACUAUAUUAUGCAAUAAAUUUACUGGACACCCUAAAGGGUUCGCAUAUAUCGAAUUCGAUACUCGUGAUGCUGUUGAGGCUGCAAUCGCUUUAGACGACUCGUCUUUUCGAAGUCGACAGUUGAAAGUCUUACCUAAACGUACAAACGUUCCAGGAAUGUCCAUGACAAAUCGUCCCCCUUUUGUGAGAGGUCGCGCGCGCGGCAGAGGGAUGUCUAUUGGUUUCCGUCCUGCGUAUGCUGGCCGAAUGCGAUUCCCACGAUAUCGGCGACGUGGUAGUUAUUACUUUUCUCCCUAUUAA